AUGAGCGACAAAAAGACGGGUAUCACCGUUUUCUCUGGAGGCACCGCUGCCAACAGUCUUGUUGAUGUGUUCAACGGAAUCAUUGAAAAGAAGAAUUGUCAACUCAACUACAUCAUCCCAAUUAGUGACAAUGGAGGAAGUUCGUCCGAGUUGAUUAGGUUCAUUGGAGGGCCAAGUGUUGGUGAUAUCAGGAGCCGUCUCGUCCGCCUGAUCCCAAACCCCUCCAAUAACCAAGAAAAAGCCGCCCUCAAAGCGCUCUUCGAGUACCGUCUCCCCGGUGAUCCAUCAAAAGCCCGUAUAGAAUGGCUCGACAUCGUCGAAGCCCGCCACCUUCUCUGGGCCUACAUCUCGUCUCCCAAACGAGAACUCAUCCGGUCCAUCCUCAACACCUUGAACCUCGAGAUCGUCAAGCGAACCCGACCAACGUCCACCUUCAACUUCGCCGAAGCCUCCAUCGGCAACAUGUUCCUGACCGGCGCCCGCAUCUUCUCCGGCUCCUUUGAGUCCGCCAUUUACCUCCUCUCCAUGAUCUGCUCCAUCCCGCCCAACGUCAGUGUCCUCCCUGCCAUCAACUCCAACGUCACGCACCACAUCUCCGCCGGCCUCGAAGACGGCACGACCAUCGCGGGGCAGGUAGCCAUCAGCCACCCGAGCGCGCCCACCGCUUUGCCAGACGACGUCAAGAUCUCGCUGGCCACUCCCUCCUUCCCUCCCUUGUUACACGGGGGACACGGCCACGGCGCUCCUCCCUCCUCGGCAAACCUUCAUCCCGCCGCCAUGGCCAUGGCUAUGCAUGACGGCGGCAUCUUCAAGCUCCCUCCUCAGCAUUUGACCGUCCCAUCUACUGCUGGAUCCUCCACCGCCGCCUCCGUAACCACGUCGUCCUUCUCAGCAACCACCACCCCAACCAGACCCAC
Messenger RNA from Neurospora tetrasperma FGSC 2508, 917 nucleotides. RefSeq lists its product as uncharacterized. The annotation marks the transcript as partial. Gene Ontology annotation, molecular function: LPPG:FO 2-phospho-L-lactate transferase activity. Lineage: Eukaryota; Fungi; Ascomycota; Sordariomycetes; Sordariales; Sordariaceae. The record is from RefSeq and is a predicted model, not a curated record. The transcript is spliced from 4 exons.